Striga hermonthica is the source of this 519-nucleotide messenger RNA. Lineage: Eukaryota; Viridiplantae; Streptophyta; Magnoliopsida; Lamiales; Orobanchaceae. The record is from the annotation of a GenBank genome assembly.
AUGGAGCAUGACGAGACAGGAUGCCAGUCUCCUCCUGAAUGCCCUGUUUUGUGUGUCAACAAUUGUGGCUUCUUCGGAAGUCCGGCCAACAUGAACAUGUGCUCGAAAUGCUACAAAGACCUAAUAUUGAAACAAGAACAAGCCAAGCUGGCCGCCUCAUCAAUCGAGAACAUUGUUAAUGGGUCUACCGAGCCGCAAUCUGUUGCUGUGCUCGAUAAAAGUGCAGAAGCUGGCUCAUUACUGGAUGCAAAGGCCGUAAUAUCUUCUCCUUCAGUUAAUAGUGCCUCGAGCUCAGCCGAUCCCAGUGAGCUCAAGGCGGCUCACGGCCCUAAUAAGUGCACAUCUUGCAAGAAACGAGUCGGUUUGACCGGGUUCAAGUGCCGGUGUGGGAAUCUGUUUUGCGGAGCACAUCGUUAUUCGGACAAGCAUCCCUGCCCGUUUGACUACCGCACAGUGGGCCGGGAUGCAAUUGCCCGAGCCAACCCUGUUGUGAAGGCAGAAAAGCUCGAUAAGAUUUAG